AUGUCGAUACCGGAGGUCCCAUGGAACCCGACGGAAAACAGCUUGAUUAUUACGCUGGAGGAGGCGCUCCUCGCCCACCGCGCAGCCCUGGCGCUGUGCGACCACAUCAGCAGCGACGCGCUCCCGCAGCCGACCAAUAUUCGGCACGUGGUGCUCCCGUCGCUCGGCUACGUCUACCAGAUGCCGGGCCGCCUCACCAGCGCUCUUGAGCGCAUUGAGGAGGCGGAACGGAACCUGCCCCGCGACGACCCGGGUCGUCUCAGGGCGCUCGGCGAGCUGGCUGUCGUGUACCGCCACUUUGAGAGGCUAGGACGACGCCAAGCGGGCUACGAGGCCGCCCGGAAGCUGGGCCUCGAACACGAGAUGGAGCGCGCCGUCGGCAACCUGGGAAUGCUGAACUACCAGCUCUUCCUGGUAAAUGGGAAUAGGGCGUACCUGGACCUGGCCAUCAGGCGGCUGCGGAGCGCGGUCGAGGUUCCGGGGGGCCCCUGUGAUAUGGUCGCCAGGGUGCAGAGUGCUACUGCGCGAGAGGCGAUUGCCUUUGCUCGGUUGCCGCUUUGCUACACUGCCGAGAGCGACCGUGCAAGGGCGAUCGAGGCGGCGGUGGAGGGUCACUCGGCACUGGACUACGCAGUCUACAACGGCGACGAGCUGACGCAAAACAUGCUGAUCGAAGCGCUGCGACAGCAACUCAGCCACGAGGAGGUCAAGCAGCACCGGCUGGAGUCGACGCUUCGAAAGGGACAGAGGGAGCUGUUUCAGGAUAUCCUCCGGCCAGUGCUGCUGCAGCCAGACAAAAAGACCAGCCUCAGCCAGCUGCGGCGGGCCUACGCAGACACCCUGGGCGCGGACCAAGAAAAGGCAAGGCAGUUUGACAAGUUCGAGUGCGUGCGCUUUGGAGACUUUGCUCGGUGCGGUAGGCUACCCAAAGGCACCGGCAACUGGAUGCUGUGUUUUGGAGACGAUGCAGACGGUGAACUGUUUGUCAUUUUCAUGUCUUAUACGUGGGCCAACGAGAAUCCUUGCAGUGGCUGCGAGAUUUCCCCGGACAACGAGCGAAACACCAAGUAUCACCAUAUGAUCAGUGCCGUACAAAGUUUUCUCGAGGCAUAUGGCUCAUCGGACUGGGCUUGCAUCAACCAGUUAGACAGAGACAUACAGGCACGCGGGGUUGCGGCGCUGCCCAUCUCCCUGGCCCGAUGCAACGCCAUGAUCAGCAUCACCGACAACAAGUACUACGAACAGCUGCACAUCACAGAGGGCAGCGACGGCGGCGUCGUCCACAUCACCAAGAACUUGGCACAAGCCCUGCGUCGGCUCCGUCUCUCACAUGAGCCACGCACGCUGUGGGUGGACGCAAUAUGCAUUAAUCAGGACGACACGGAGGAGCGCGGCCGGCAGGUGGCCAUGAUGCAGGCAAUUUUCGGCUCGUGCGAGCGCUGCCUCGCGUGGCUGGGUCCUUUUUCCCACGGGGACGAGAAGCCCCGUCGGUUCGAAAUGGCCGAAGAGGAAUACAUGGCCUCGGCCAUGGAGUUCUUUGAGCGCAUUGCAGUCCACGACAUAGAGCUCCUGGGCAGCAAAAAGGAGACGGCAGAGACCAUCGCAUCUCUACCUUAUGGCAGACCCAGCCAUCUCGACCCCAACAAGGAGUAUUACCUCCUGUCCAGCACAGAGACCGUGAUGCUGUCGUUCCUGUUCCGCCGGGCCAAGCUGUGGGACCGCGCCUGGUGCGUGCAGGAACUGGCUUGUUCGCCGCGUCUGGUGCUCGUCGCGGGCGGUGCGCGGCUCGCCUGGGACCGGGUGGGGAGCUUUCUGUCCGCCGGUCACUACUCGGAUGCUUUCCACGGCUCGUUUGGCCACGGCUGGGUCAGGCCCAUCAUCGCGCAGACCUUUUCCAGUCCCAAGCGCAUCCAGGAGCAGCGGGAGAUCUUGCAGGACGCCAAGGCGGGGAAGCAUGACGACGGCAGUGCCGGCGCAUCCUCCCUGAUGGACGUGCUCGCCCGGUUUCGUCACCUCGAGUCUACGGACCCCCGCGACAUGGUCUUUGGUCUGCUGGGCCUCGUGGACCCGUCCCUGCGCGUGCCGGUCGACUACGCCAAGUCCACGGUCGAGGUCUUUAUUCAGACGACGGCCGCCAUCAUCAGCUCGCGUGCCAAUCUCGACGCCAUCUGCCAGAACCCGUGGUUUUCCACCUGCAAGGACGCCCGACCAGAAGGUCUGCCAUCGUGGGCCGUCGACUUUGCCAGCCAGGGCACGGGGGACCUGAUCUUUGCUCAGCGGGGUAUAUUUGCCGCGGGCAGACGGCGGUGCGAGACGCCCUGCCAGGUCGUCGCCGGGGUCGCCCUCAAGUGCCGCGGCCGGCGCUUCGGCAGCCCAGUGUCGGCUCCCGGCGUCGACACCGCCAAUGACCGGUUCCCAGCCCACAUGGGGCCGGAAGAGGUCAUAGCCGGGGCCCGCCGUCUGGGCUACCUCGAGCAGCCGGACAAGGUCUAUCCGGCCACGGGCGAGCGGGCGACGCAGGCCCUCUGGCGGACUCUGGUCAUGGACUGCGUCGCCUACCCGGUCCGCAGGCUGACGGCCGAACAGGUCGAAAAGGAGACCGAGAGCCUGGACGAGAUGGUUGGGAAGGUAGCCGCUCUGCCCAAAGACACCUCAUGGAGGGACAAGGAAAAGCUUUACAGAAGGCUGGAGUCCUACAUGAUGUUUAGGCGCAACCGUGAGACGUGGUACUUUUUCACGACCGACGACGGCAGGUUCGCCCUGGGCGGCAAGGAGGUCCGCGGGGGCGAUCUCGUGGCCGUCCUGGACGGCGCAAAGGUGCCCGUCGUGCUGAGGCCGACGGGCGAGAGCGUCGACGGCGUCGAGUGCUUCAGGUUUGUGUCUCCGGCCUACGUGCACGGCUCCAUGGACGGCGAGGAGGUGGAUGGGCCGGGGACGCAGGAUCUGCUCUUGGUUUGA
This is a messenger RNA of Pyricularia pennisetigena, 2958 nucleotides long. RefSeq lists its product as uncharacterized. The transcript is spliced from 6 exons. The coding region runs from base 1 to 2958 and encodes 985 amino acids. Lineage: Eukaryota; Fungi; Ascomycota; Sordariomycetes; Magnaporthales; Pyriculariaceae. Gene Ontology annotation, molecular function: protein binding. The record is from RefSeq and is a predicted model, not a curated record.